Molecule: messenger RNA, 306 nt
Organism: Lactuca virosa
Lineage: Eukaryota; Viridiplantae; Streptophyta; Magnoliopsida; Asterales; Asteraceae
Source: the annotation of a GenBank genome assembly
AUGGUGAAAGUGUUGGAUAAGGGAACACCGAAGUCACUUGGUGAUAGUCGCAGUCUCCUCAUGAAACUAGACACCGGAGGUGUCGCUCUCUGUCGGAGAAGAGGUACUCCACCGACUGGGUGUCGCUGGAAAGCGUCAGAAAGGAGGGGAUCCACCGGCUGGGUGUCGCUGGAAAGCGCUGGAUGGCGAGGCGGGGCUGGACGGAGGUCAGAGGUAGGAGGCGUCGGCGCCAAGAGAAACGUCGGAGGUGGGAGAAGCUGUCAACGUCGAGAACUGAGAAGAAGAGAAAGGGUUUUGUCGAAGUGA